This is a messenger RNA of Drosophila takahashii, 1779 nucleotides long. RefSeq lists its product as uncharacterized. Lineage: Eukaryota; Metazoa; Arthropoda; Insecta; Diptera; Drosophilidae. The record is from RefSeq and is a predicted model, not a curated record. Gene Ontology annotation, molecular function: nucleic acid binding. Gene Ontology annotation, cellular component: SCF ubiquitin ligase complex. Gene Ontology annotation, biological process: SCF-dependent proteasomal ubiquitin-dependent protein catabolic process.
AACACAAAAUUUUGUUAUAUAUUUUUAACGACGUAUAUAUUUAAUUCUCUGAAGUUUGUUUAUUUUUAUAAUUUUAUUUUUAAAUUAACGUUCUCAGCAGUUUCUGGCCAAGUUUCUUGUUUAAAAUUGUUUAAUUUUAAUUCAACUACUUACUAAAACUGAAACAAACCCAUGUUGAAAAUACCGAAACCACAGUUCCGGAAUUAUUACAUUGAGGAUGGUGUGGCGUACACCGAGGAUCGCAAGGUUGUGCGACGGGUGAAAAUCUGUGCAGCCUUUCCUUUCGAAAGGAAGGCUCUUUUAAAACAUUUAUCGAGAUUUGGAACCAUAGAUGAGCUCCGAUGGUGUGCCGAUAAGCAGGAGGGAUGGGUGCUGUUUAAAGAGCCCACGGAAGCGGCGAAGGCUUUGUAUUCUCCCAAGCACACUUUAAAUGGCCAUACUUUUGUUUUGCGCGCAUCUAGCACCUGGGAUCAACCGCCGGAGCAGGAGGAGCAAGGGACUCUGAGUGCCUAUGAUUUACCCAUUGUCGACGACGUUUGGUGCAAGGUGCUUAACUACCUGCCCCUGGAUACCCGUCUUAACUUUGCCGCCAGUUGCCAACGAUUCCAGGCGAUCUACGAACUGGAAUCUAAACGAAUAAAUCAUGUCCUUAAUAUGAAGGAUGUCUGCAAGCUGACGAACUGGGGGAUCAGGCGAAUGAUGCGACUUUCAGGAGAACAUAUUCAUCGUUUGGAGGGUGGACCGCUGCAUCCGCGUUGGCCUCUGUUGAAGCAGUUUGUACAACUUUUGGGUGUGAGCUGUCCGAAUCUAACAGAACUUCAUUUCCACCGGAUUCCGCUGAGUCCGGAGAACAUGGCUCUUCUAUUCCAUAGAAGCAAUGGUUCGGUAAAGAUUACCAAUCUCUCACUGCGCCGUUGUGACCUUACAGAUUGUCAUCUACUUCUCUUGCAACCACUUACUGAGCUGACGACACUGAGUCUUGAAGAAAACCCUGGAAUUCGAGGUGACACCUUGGAAGAUUUACCAGUUUCUUUGGAGGUUCUAAGAAUUUCAGGCUGCGAGUACUUGGAGUCUACCUGUCUUCGUAAGCUGGCCGCUCUGCCGCUUCUUCGCGAGCUCCGCUGCAGUGAGAUUUACUUGCGGAAUUUUAACAGGGAUUGGAUGGAUGAGGAUGAGGCGGCUGCGUGGCCCUUAGACGAGCAUGUAUAUCGGGAGUUGGUGCGGAGCUGUCCAAAUCUGGAGGUCCUCGAGGUGUCGGUAUGCCCAUAUAUGGACGAGAAUCAGUUAGGCGGUCUGUCCCAGUUGCGCACCUUGGUCCUUCGUGCCGUAGCCUUGGAGCCGCAACCUUACCAGGUGGACAACUCAUUGCUUCUGGCCCUCGUGGAGGUGGAUUCGCUGCGCCAUCUAGAGUUCCAGCAGGCUGCACCUGGUUUUGUGGAUGCUGCCGGUCUGAAGAUCAUUUCCCAGCUGAAGGAACUACGAACUUUAAUUUUACGAAAUCAGAACUUUAAGGCUAAUGAACUGAGGGAACUGCGUAAACUAAACGCCUUGGAGUUUCUUGACCUGAGUGAUUCGCCCCAUCUGUCCAACGAGAUCGUUGCAGAGUUGGCCAAGACGCUGGGCAAGCUGCGUCGCUUGAAAGUCAAGCGAUGUCCUCUUAUCUCUCGGCGGCUGACAGAGAUCCUCAAGGAAUAUCACAUGCUUCAAGUAGACGUUUAAGGUCCAACUUCCAUGGUUACUUGUUUUUUAUUUUUGCUAUUUAUUUGAUUAAAUUAUAUU